AAGUGUUGUAGUCAAAAUUCAACGAAGAUUGAAAUCGGAGUGCGGAGUGUCGCGCUUCCACCAUCUUCCUUCCCCGGUAAGCAUGAAUGACCCAACACAACACAAACACACCCUUCUAUUUGCUUUUGAUUUCUGAGAUGAAUUGAAUUUGGUGUGUUAGGGUUCCACUGUGCCGAUGACUUUUCUUCUCAGAAAGGGAUCGUCAUCUAUUGUGUGCCAUUUUCCCUUCAUGAACCGGGGCAGGCUUUGGUGUUCUUGGAAAAUUUUCUUCCGCCACUGGACUUGACGCUCCGCUUCCGCAUUAGGGUUUCAUCUAUUCACUCUUUAGUGCUUUUUUUUCCCUUUUUUUUUUAUUAUUUUGAAACGCGAUUCUUCUUCCGACGCUGCGAACGAGCUUCUUUCUCUUGGAUUCGGGUGUGGUUUAAGCUGAUAGAUUCUGAAGCUCUUUUUGUAUUUUGGGUUUUUUUCUUUUUUUGUCUCGAUGGCCGAAACGAAAUUGAUUCCAGGGUUUCGGUUUCAUCCCACUGACGUUGAGCUGGUUGAGUACUUUCUGAAGAGGAAGGUGUUGGGUAAAAAGUUCCCUUUUGACAUCAUUGCUGAACUUGAUUUAUACAAGUAUGCUCCAUGGGAUCUUCCAGAUAUGUCUUUGCUCAGAACUGGGGAUUUGGAAUGGUACUUUUUUUGCCCUCGUGGGAAGAAAUAUUCCACUGGAGGGAGGAUGAAUCGGGCUACCGAAGCUGGGUACUGGAAGACUACUGGGAAGGAUAGGUCAAUUGAACACAAGGAUCGAGUUGUGGGGAUGAUAAAAACACUGGUUUUUCACACGGGUAAAGCGCCGAAGGGAGAUCGAACUGAUUGGGUUAUGCAUGAAUUUAGACUUGAAGACAAAUAUCUAGCUGAUAAAGGCAUUCCACAGGACUCCUAUGUGAUUUGUAGGGUAUUCCAAAAGGAGGGUCCUGGUCCAAGGAAUGGUGCACAGUAUGGUAAACCAUUUGAUGAGAAAGACUGGGAUACAGAAGAGGAAAUUGAUAGUGUACAAUCUGUCCCUGUUGCUAAUGUGUCUACUCCAGUUCCUAUUGAUCCUAGCCCAAGUCAAAUAUCCGUUGCAGAUGACAUCCAUCCCUCUACAAGUGGAUGCAUUGGCUUGACCUCUGUAUCAUGUGUAUCAGAAUUGAUGCCCUCUUUCUCGGCACAUCCUUCAGCUUCAAACAAUGAAGUUGAUGAUGACAUUUUAUGUUUGCUUAAUUCUUUCAAUGAUGAUGCAUUGGCUGUGAACGAAAACAACAGAAUUGAGAAGGUUGAUAAUCCUGGUCAGGCUAACAAUGCUGAAGGCACACCAAAUUUUGAUCCAAAUGAGAUUUUUGAGAACUUGGGAGACCUUAACAGCUUGGUUGGAUUAGGUGAAGGCGGUUUUUCCUGUGGCAAGAAUACAAGUGAUAUGCUUUAUAUGGGUGAUGACUUGUGGUUUCACGACCCCCAAGACUUCUUGGAGUUAAUUGACCUAGAUGCGCCAUUGGGCAUGCAGAAUAAACAUGGUAGUUUAAGCCAAGAUAAGCAAGGUUAGAAAACUGAAAGAAGUUUCACAGAAAAUUGAUAGAACUGUAGCAACAAGUACCUAACUUGGAUUAGAAAAAGCUAUAGAUUCUCUUUUAUGUUCCAAUUAAAAAUUAUCGUGGCUCGAAUUGACUAUUUGAAUAUAUAUUUCUGUAAUAAGUUAACAUGAUAUCAACUGAUAAGAAUGUUGAAAGCUAGGUUCCUGUAAUUCGUUGGAUUAAGUUUUACUUUGUUUG
This is a messenger RNA of Abrus precatorius (Indian licorice), 1790 nucleotides long. RefSeq names its product NAC domain-containing protein 82-like. Gene Ontology annotation, molecular function: DNA binding. The coding region runs from base 482 to 1564 and encodes 360 amino acids. Gene Ontology annotation, biological process: regulation of DNA-templated transcription. The transcript is spliced from 4 exons. The record is from RefSeq and is a predicted model, not a curated record. NCBI's taxonomy places the organism in Eukaryota, Viridiplantae, Streptophyta, Magnoliopsida, Fabales, Fabaceae.